AUGGAAACGGGAGUGGGCAUCGGCGAGGCGCCGACGACGCAUGCGAUGGAACGAGUCUCUCCGGAUUGGAGCUUGCAACCGCUCACGAUGGAACUCGUGGCCGGAAUGACAGCCGUUUACAACGAGGGCUUCGGCAGCAAGAGAUGCUGUAUCUGCUUUCCGUUCACGGACACCGAUGGCACUAGGCUGCGCUACUACCAACGCCACCCAGAGCGUCUGCCGAUGUGUGGGAUCGCCGUGGGAGCGGAUGGCACGCCGCUCGGCUUCGUGCAGGUGGCGGUUCAUCCCAUGCAGGACCAAUAUGGCAUCCACACCCUGCAGCCUGGCGAGGCUUACAUCGAGCAGGUCGGGGUCGCGGCCGCAGCGCGCGGCAAGGGCAUCGGCAAGGCGCUGCUGCAGUGGGCGGAGACGCUGGCGACCGAUCGCAAGUCGAGCGUCCUGACCCUGACGGUGCUCCACGGCAACCCGGCGCUGCGGCUCUACGAGCGCUUUGGCUUCGAGGCGCUGCCACCCCCUGACCCUGUAGAGCGAUGCUUCGACAUCUGCGGCACCUUCUGGAUCGUCGGGCGGCCGUACGGCCUCUGCGAUCCGCACUGGGGUUCCGUCGAGAUGAGGAAAGCCGUGCCGGGCAGGUAG
Messenger RNA from Emiliania huxleyi CCMP1516, 636 nucleotides. RefSeq lists its product as hypothetical. The record is from RefSeq and is a predicted model, not a curated record. NCBI's taxonomy places the organism in Eukaryota, Haptophyta, Isochrysidales, Noelaerhabdaceae. The transcript has a single exon. Gene Ontology annotation, molecular function: acyltransferase activity, transferring groups other than amino-acyl groups. Bases 1 to 636 code for a protein of 211 amino acids.